Bursaphelenchus xylophilus (pine wood nematode) is the source of this 641-nucleotide messenger RNA. The record is from the annotation of a GenBank genome assembly. Lineage: Eukaryota; Metazoa; Nematoda; Chromadorea; Rhabditida; Aphelenchoididae.
AUGCUUCUGAGAAUUCAUGUUUUGGCAGUGUUUGCUGUGAUCUGUCUAGUUGCUUUACUUGAGUCGGUACCUAACCAAGAGGGUAAUAUAAAACCGGUCAGAAGUAAGUUUACGGUGACGGUACGAGUAUCAUGUAAAAUGCAUUUGAUAGAGUUGGAGUUUAGCUUUCAUUUGAUAUGAAAUUUCAAGUCAUUUUAAGGUUUAUCCUAUUGGUAAUAAGCAAAAUAUUACCUUAGUCAUCAAAAGGUACUUAAGUAUCUUAAAAGUGCUAAAAAGCAGUAAUAUUGACAAGAACUGGCCGUGAAAUGAUAUUAUCUCGAUAGAAUGGAGCUUUAGCUUAGAUCCGACACCAAUUUUGUCCCCCUUAUAGCUCAAUUUUAUUUGGAAAACUGAGUUUUUUCAAAAACGCCCUUUCAUUUUUAGCAUAUACUCCAAGUCCUCGCCACCCAGUACCAGCUCAUCCAACAACCAAAAAAAUCGUCCGAAAGCCUCAUCCACAGACUCGUCGCACCACUAGGCCUUUUGCUUCUCCUAGACUUAAAGGCCAACCGAGAUUUUUAGCUGAUUUGUCCGAUGAAGACGAUAUUCAAGUAAAUGUGGUGUUAAAGAAGAAGAAACAUAACCAUUUGGCUUUGGAGUAA